This is a messenger RNA of Scatophagus argus, 1676 nucleotides long. It is a transcript of the gene ntd5, whose product is annotated as ntl-dependent gene 5. The record is from RefSeq and is a predicted model, not a curated record. Gene Ontology annotation, cellular component: extracellular region. Gene Ontology annotation, molecular function: peptidase inhibitor activity. Lineage: Eukaryota; Metazoa; Chordata; Actinopteri; Scatophagidae. The transcript is spliced from 8 exons. Bases 33 to 1142 code for a protein of 369 amino acids.
CACUCCCACCCUUUGUUCCCCCGUCUUUAAAAAUGCUGUGUCUGCUGUCUCUCCCUCAAAUCGUCUCAGGCCUGACUUCAAGGAUGGACUGUGCACUGCUGCUGCUGUCCCUGUGGGCUCUGAUGGGCACGGUGUCCCUGCAGGCUUCAGGAUCGUGUCCAGAGAGGCUUCUGGGAGAAGAGAGGAGGAGGACGUGUCCUCGGCCCUGCAAAGCUGACAGCGACUGUGGCAACAAACGUCAGUGUCUGUGUGACGGCCAGUGUGGUCUCAGCUGUGUGGCUCCAGGUCGAACUUGUCCCUGGCCUCUACCCCCUGGUGAAAACUCAGUGGCUCGCCUCCUCUCUCCCACUCACUCCUUCUCUGCCCUGCUUGAAGUGCACUGCAAGCCAGGAUUCACACUGCCCAGUGGCUUGGAUGUCACUAUUCGCCGUUGUCAAGGUGACAGACAGUGGAGUGGGGAUGAGCCCAUCUGCAUAGAGGCUCAACCACCUGAACCAGCCGCUGUCCAAACCUGCCCUCUGCCUGAAGAAGUCAUCAACAGCUUCAGCAUCCAGGGCGAUGCUACAGUAGGAACUUCCAUCCGCUACAGCUGCCUGUCUGGGGCAGAUAUGGUGGGGAGCAGUGAAAAUUUCUGCCUGGAUAACCAGACCUGGCAGUAUCCUCACCCCAUCUGUAAAAAUGUGUACUGCCAGCCUCCUCGGGAGGUGGAGCAGGGCUAUGUGGUCGCCGUCCAGAAGACUGAGUAUGAAGUUGGCUUUGACAUCCAUUACCUUUGUAAAAAGAACUUUCUGCUGGAUGGACCCCAGAAGGUCACCUGCCUGUCGAAUGGCAGCUGGAGUGCACCGCCUCCAUAUUGCAGAGCUCGCUGUCUCAUCCCUGCUGAGCGAAGCCGUGUGGUGAUUGGUGGAGUGAAGCGCUGGCCAUUUGAUGUUACAGACGCCAUGGUUCCUCACGGAGAAAAUGUGAUGUUCUACUGCAAACACCCCGACAAGCAGUGCAGCUUCACUGCAACUCAGACCUGCUUUGAUGGAAAGCUGCAGCCACCAGCCUGCUACCUUGAGCCCACAUGGUUGCAGUAUAAACUUUUCCCUCACCGGCUGGUUUCAGAGAUUGAAGCAUGCGAGGCUGGUGAUGUGGAGUGAUGACAUGGAUGUCUGACCUCGCCCCGUUCGACACUCAUUAAACUGUGUCACACCUCCUGACACACCCCAGCAAACAUCACCCAGAGCAGUCUUUUUCCAGUCUGCAGCUUUGCUUCCUCAACUAUCUAUGAUUGUGGUCUAUUAGACGCUGAAAUAUUUUUCACAGCUCGUGUGGAUCAGUAGGCUAAGCUGUCUAUCCUGUGCCCAGGGCCUUUGUCACUCUCUCCUGCAUCCCGUCAAACUGCAGGCGUAAUUAUAAUCCGCAAACCCCUCAAGUAUUACUUUGAUCCUCGUCCAGCUUGAGCCAAUGCAUCCUGUAGAUGAAAUCCAUAGGCCUUUGAGAUGAUGUAUAUAUAAAGUAUUAGUACAUGCUAUAUCAGUUGUGUCUGUGAUGAUACCUCCAUAUAGCCUAACUCUUAAUGCCUUGACUCUGUGAGAUCUCACUAUGUGAUCUUUCUUUCCCUUGUUGAGCGUGACGCAUCAAGCCUUGAGGCUUGUAAGUGUUUGUUUGGAAUAAAGUAAUGCCUAAACGGC